This is a messenger RNA of Diaporthe amygdali, 7104 nucleotides long. Its product is annotated as nacht domain containing protein. The transcript is spliced from 4 exons. Gene Ontology annotation, molecular function: protein binding; ATP hydrolysis activity. Lineage: Eukaryota; Fungi; Ascomycota; Sordariomycetes; Diaporthales; Diaporthaceae. The record is from RefSeq and is a predicted model, not a curated record. Bases 1 to 7104 code for a protein of 2367 amino acids.
AUGCCGUCCAAAGAAGGGUCCCAUCACAAGUUCUUUUCACUACGUGGCAAAAAGAAAGACAAGCGUGUUAAGAAGGGCCUGUCCGAAGCACUAGGAGCAUCCCUGGGAGCCAUCGGCCUCAAACCCGAAGACGAAGAAGCCAGCAGCGUCUCCAGCAAAUCCUCCGCCCACGGCACCCUUCAACACCAGGCAUCGCGCGAUUCCCUCCAGUCACUUGAUAUGUCCCUAUUCAACCACCUCAAGAGAUCCUCCAAGCACGACAAGUCAGGCAGCUCCUCCCGCUCCAACUCCGUCGAGCCCUCCAGAGAGAUCCCCCGCAUUGUCACCACCACCCACGCUCCCUCCAUCGUCAACAGGGACCUCCUAAAGCCCAGCAUGUCCCGCCCUCAAGCUCAAGACCGCGCGGUCUCUACCACAUCUGCCUUCUCUGCCGCCUCAGAAUCCACCAUUGCUCCUGAGGAGAACACCCGGAAUAGGACCAGCAUCCUCGACCGGGCAAAGUCUGCCAUCAUGAGCCGAUCCGUGUCUCCCAGCCCCUCCACCUCGCCCGACAGCGCCAGCAGGAAACAGCUGGCCCCGGCCCCGAGAGGCAACCACAUCGUGACUGAUGCGGUUACAACCUUCCGGAUGAAGCUGCAGGCCGAGGUCAAGGGCACCAACGAGCAAAUACUGUCGGCGGGCGUGUCGAGCGAGAACCUCUUCCAGUUCAUCGCCAACGAGCGUCUCAGAAGGAUGCCCGCUAGGGGCAGCCGAUGGGACAAGAUCCUCAAGUGGGCUGAGGACUUUGCCAAGAAGCUGUCUCUCUUCGAGGUGGCCGACGAGAACUUCAUUCCUUCCUCCAAGGAGGCCGUUGAGCUGAUUUUGGCCUCUAUCCAGCUCCUCCUCUUGCUCGGCCCGCAAAACGGCGAGGCUCUGGAGAGGGCCUUUGGCAUCUACCACGAGUAUGGCCUCAUCUUCGACUUUUAUAAACGUAAUAUCAGCCUUCUCGUCUCCAUCUCAGAGGCCAGAAGGUACCUCAGUCUGUCGCUGGCCGACAUGCUUGGGCUUUCGGUUGAGAUGACGAUUCUUUACCGCAAGAGUGCCCGCUCCAUGUCCACCAGCAGCAGCGUCACCAUCAACUUCAACCUGACCUUUGGUCACCGCAUGGAGUCCUUCAUCAGCCACAAGGACCGUAUUGCUGAGCUGAUGUGGACAUGGCAGCUCGAGAACUCGUCUGAGAUCAGUGACAUUCAGGUGUCGAUCGAGAGCAUCCGGCAAUGGCUGCUUCCCCAAGAUCGCCAGCUUCAGGCCCAGGUGGCCGGCCGCCGUUCUGUUCGCACUCCCCGUGCCGAGUUCACUUGCGAGUGGCUCGACCGGCCACUGGUUGAGUUCGCCCGCAGCAGAGACAGGGUCUUCACCAUCACAGCCGAGGCUGGUGCUGGCAAGAGCUUCCUCUUUGGCUGGAUUUUGGAGCGCCUCCAAAGGCGUGUUGGCCACCACGAGUACCAGGCUAUCUCGGCCUCUGUCGACAGCCAGGUCCCUGCUCAGGCCACACAGAUUGCUCUCGUCAAGACCCUGCUGCUUCAGCUCCUUGAGCAAAACGUCGGCAACGUCGCCCUGUUCCGCUGCCUCGCCAAUGUGACGGAGCUCGGUGCAAACACCAGCAGCACCCAGGAUGCUGAGGAUGCUCUUUGGUACACUCUUGACACUGCCCUUCAAGGCCUCGAGAACGUUGUCCUCGUCAUUGAUGGCCUGGACUCUCUCGAGGGUGACGAGGAGGAGAAGAUCGAGGCCUUCGAGCAUCUCCACGAAAUCGCCACCAAGAACAAGAACAACGUGCGCGUUAUUAUUCUGAGCCGUCCCCUGUCCAAGCCUUGGCCCAAGCCAACGCGCCAGAUUACCAUGACUGCUCAGCGCACCACUGUUGAUGUCAAGCACAUGGCUCGUGCUUGGCUCAUCAGCCGAAACAUCGGCAAUAAGCAGGAGAUUGAGGACAUCUCUGAGCAAAUUGCCGUCCGCAGCAAGGGCUCUCUCACCUGGGCCGAUAUGUCUCUUCAACUUCUGUCCAAGGCCAAAACUACUGCCGAGGUCACCACUACUCUUAAGGAGCUACCAAGCACCACUAAUGAGAUUUUGGCUCGCCAUGUGAGCAACAUCUCCCUCAAGGGCGAUGCUCGCUUGAUUAUCGCCUGGCUCCUUGCUUCCAAGCGUCCUCUUACCACGGUGGAGAUCCAGGCUCUGCUCGAGCUGGACACCCAGAGGGGCGUCCACCAACCUCGGUCCACCAACAUUGUUGAGGACAUCAAGAAGGCCUGUGGGUCUCUUGUCAUCGUCCAGGACAAGACUGUUCGCUUCCGCAACGAGGCUGUCCGCCUGCAACUCCUUGAGCUCAGCAAGAAGGAGAGCAAGGAUGGCGAGACUGCUCUGCUCUCUCCUGCCGAGGCAAACAAGGACCUGACUGCUCGUCUGCUCCUCUACGUCAAGACUUGUGUCAACCGUAAUGUUGACAGCAGCCUGGACACAAUCAACUCUCGGGAGGUUGACAGCCUCUUCAAGAGCCACGCUCUCCUUGAGUAUGCCACUCGCAACUGGUUGGACCACUUCAAGCGAUCCAGCUACUUCGCAGAGGGCCAGAUUCAAACCCCACUAGUCACCGGCGAGCUCAAGGGUAUUUUCCCCAACUCUACCCUCCUUGCACGCCUGGAAAAGAGAUGCUGGGACAACCAGGUCCUCGCAAGCAGCGCCAACUCCCAGCAUGUUCUCGCACUCACUCUGCGCAAGCAGACUCUGGGCGACUCCGCUCAGAGUGUGCUCCAGAGCUGCAUUAACGUCGCACAGUCCUACAAGAAGCUGUCCGCGCCUGCCGAGGCCAGCAAGUACUACUACCAGGCUGCCAAGAUCGGCCAGACUGUCUUUGGCCGUACCAGCGACCUGGCUCUCGCGUGUGCCACCGAGUCUCUGGAUAUCUCUGCCAAGAACAAGCAGAAGGCUACUGCCCGCAACGAGGCUGUCACGCAGCGUGAGGAGCUGCUCAAGUAUGUCAUUGAGACUGAGAAGACGCGUUCUGGUAACAACAGUGCUGUCGCUUCCAAGUACAACAAUGAGCUCGCUGAGCUGUAUACCAGCAUCAAGGAGACUGACAAGGCCGAGGCUGUGUACCGUGACGUUUACAAGACGUCUAUUGCCCAGAAUGGCCAGUUCUCUGCUGAGGCUACGGUUGCCGCCGAGAAGCUGCAGACUGUUCUCUACAAGAGUGCUAAGCAUGAAGAGGUUGUCCAGUACACUCAGCCUAUCUUUGAGUCUGCGGAGCGCAAUCUGGAUAUCUUUGAUAUUCGUCGUGUUGAGAUCACUCUGCGCAUGGCCGAUACCUAUGAGCAGAAGAAAGACUAUACUCACGCUGAAGAGCUCUACAUUUCUCUCUGGCGCGGUCUAACGGAGUACUGCCGUAGCACGUCUCUCGCUACUGCGAAAGCUACAGCGGCAUCGAUCUCCGAGGCCCAUGAGCGUAAGAUCCAGAUCAGCAUUGCAUAUGCACGCUUCCUGCGCCGCCAGGGUCGUGAAGCUGAGGCCCAGAACAUCCUUCACGGUGUCUGGCUCGACUACCAAACCAUGACGGAGCACAAAUCCGAGGCUGUUGUCAAGCAGCUGAACGAUGUUGGUGAGGAGCUCAAGUCUAUGGGCAUCCUGGACACUGCCAUUGCUGUCUUCAAGUCUGUUUGGGGCUACUUCAAGGGCUCUGGCCAGCAGAACUCUGCUGCGGCUGUCAGCACUGCUGUCUCUCUCAUGGGUGCCGUCCAGGAGAAGUCCGAGAAGAAGGAAGCCGAGGCCGAAAAGGCCAAGGCUGUCGUCGCAGCUAAGGGCGGAGUCCAGAUCGAUGCUGUGCUUGACACUGAAGCCGACUUCGAGGAGAGCGAUGCUGAAGAUGAUGAGGCAGACGCUAUCCUUGACGAGGUCAUCAAGACUGCCGUUGCGGCCCCUGCGGCUGCCGCAGACGCCAAGUCUACGACCAAGACCAGGGAGGUCGCUGUUGUCACGAUCGAGAGCCAGAUCCAGACCUGCGAGACUCUCUCCAACUUCUAUGUCAGCAAGAAGAAGUGGACCGAGUGCAUUGAAGUCUGCUCUCAGCUGCUCAAGCAGAUCUGGCCUGAGCUGGGCACUUCCGCCAAGUACAGUUUCCCUAAGGCGCAUCGGGCUGAAGCCAUCAAGUUCACUCGCCGUCUGGCCCUGGCCUACGCCGAGUCGAACCAGACCGAGUCGGCCGAGAAGAUGUACAAUGCUAUCUUCCAGUGCUCUCUUCGUUCCGGCCUCAAGAUCCAGGACGAGUUCGUUACCGAGUCCGCCAACCAGCUGAUCGAGUACCACAAGCAGACUCAGCAAUGGUCCAAGGUCCUCGCUGUCUACCAGCAGCUUCUUGAGGGCUACAAGACUUCACUGGGCUCGCGAAACCCUCUCACGAUCAAGACACUCUACAUCAUGGGUGAUCUUUGCAUCCAGUACCGCCUGAAGGGUGCUGACCGCUACUACCUUGAGCUGGUCAAGGCCGAUAAGAACCCUCAGGGUGUCAUCAGCAAAGACACCUUGCCAGCUGCCGUUGCCCUUUCAAAGAUUUACUACGAGCAGAAGCGUUGGGCCGAGAUCCGCCCUAUUUACGCCUCUCUGUGGGUUACCUUCACCAACAAGGCCAAGGAGUACAACCUGUCGACAGAGCUCGUGCAGACCAUCUACAAGAGAUACACUACCGUUCUCGACACCCACCUGAAGGUCAGCGUUGACGAGGUCCGUAAGAUCGCCGUGGAGUACCGCGAGACCUGCAUCAAGGUCUACGGUCCACAGGCCGACAUUACCCAGUCGGCCUCGCUGGCUUUGGUUGCCAUCUCUCGCAAGAGCACCAACGCGGAGCACCAGCAGGAGGCUGUCAAGAUCUGUGAGGAGGUCGUUGCCGAAUCAGAGAAGCAGAAGGCUGCUGAGGGCGGCAAGGAGGGUAAGGCGGUCGACGCCAAGAAGUCGGCCUUCCAGCUCUCUCUCCUUGCGUCUGCCAAGCGCCACCUUGCUGGCCUGUACAGCAUUCAGACCCAGGCCAGCGGCUCGGUUGCUGUGGGUGCCGCGGGUGCCGCCGCUGGUGGCAGCCAGCCCAGAGCCGUCGUGAGCCCCGAGUCUGCUCAAAAGGCUGAGGCUCUGUGGAAGGAGCAGCUUGAGAUCAACAAGAAGGAGCAUGGUUGUGCUCACAAGGCCACACUCGCCAGUCUGGCUUCCCUUGUUGGAGUGUGGGCACGAUCUGACAAGCCUGAGGUCCGCAAGCAGGCCCAGGAGAAGCUUGACACGUCCGUUGUCGAAGUCCUUUCCGAGUCUUGUGUUGCUGGUAAGUCGAGCGUCGACUCUACUAAGCUACACGAGUCUGGUAUCUCCCUUGCCAAGACUUACCUGUCCUGUGGCUUCUCCGUCCAGGCUUGGGCUUUGCUGAAGCAGCUGCGCUUCCACGUUGUUGCCCGCGGCAAGAUUGCUGGUUCUGCCUCUAUUGAGAAGAACUCUAACCUUCAGCUCAGCGACAACAUUGACCGUCGCUCCAUGGUCUUCAUUGCUGCGUUUGAGGAGUCUCUUCGAAGCUCUGAGGCCGCAACUGCCACGGUCAGUGCGGAUAAGAAGGUCGUCAAGGUCACUUUCUCCGACAUCAUGACCGAUCUGCUGACUGAGGGCAUUCUGUACGACCGUUACAGCCUCAGCAUCUCAAGCAAGGAACUGUCAGUUGAGCAGAAGCUGUUCGAUGGUGCUCGCCUAUACGUCUUCCUGAAGGCCAACAAGGCGCAGCAUGCGGAGCAGCUCGUCAGUGUCGAGGAGUCGCUUUUCAAGCUCUUCACAGAGAAGUUUGGCGCUUCCCUCAAGACAGAGUCGCUCGUCACCCGUGCUUUCCUCAUUUCCAUUGUUGAGGAGCUUGGUCAACUACGUCUUCACGAGGACGACCUCGUCUACAUUGCCUGCACUUCAGUCACUGCUAAGGUGCACGCGCUUCUCCUGGCCGACAGCUAUGCUCAGGCCGUGGACCUGGCCACUGCCUGGUACCAAUUCAUUUCCAGCCAGAACGGCUUCAAGAAUGCCAAGACGAUCCCCUUCGCCUUCAAGCUUUCGCUGUACCUGGCCGGCCUGGGCAUCAAGUCUAACAAGGCCGCUGAUGCCAUCAUGCAGAACCGCAUGCUGGAGCUGUCCAAGACCAUCCUCCGCGAGACUCUUACUGCUUGCAGGAGCAUGAACAUUGACCUGAUCCAGCUCCAGGCCUCCGAGCUUAACAGCCUGGUCCGCCUCAUGGGCCAGCAGAAGAACUACGAGGAUCUCGAGUGGCUGCUCACCCAGCUCUGGAACUCCCGUAUCAUCCAGUCCUCCUGGUCAGCAACCACCGUCAUUGCCGUCGGUCGCCGUCUGGUAGAGGUCCUCUUCGUCCGAGGCAAGCGCGACCAUGCCAUCACUCUCGCCGAGUCCAUGGCUUACAACUUGCGCCGCACCUGGGGUCUACUGGAUGCCGCUACGGUGGACAUGAACAACCUGCUCUCGUCGCUGUGUGUCUCUGACAGGCGGUACGCCGAGGCCCUCGAUGUGCACGAGGAGAUCCUCCGGGCUCUGCUCGACCUCAACAUGUCCGGCGAGGACGACGUCGAUGACGCCGCCUCCGAGCUCAUGGACUUUGAUGAGGAGAACACCUCAGCCCUCGCACUGCAGCAGCUCGAGCUUGUCCGUCGCGUGUACGCCCGCAACGCCGGCUGGCCCGAGUCGGACGAGCUGGAUAUGGCCCAGCUCACCACCGACGUUGUCGCCGAGUUCGGCCACCUGGCUCCCGACGCGUACGCGUCCUUCGGCGACGGUGACUCGUCCAAGUGGAGCAAGAACGCGCCGUCGCCCACCGACAGCGUCGGAACCUUCGUCGCGCCCGCCGUGUGGGAGUUUUCCCUCUCCGAGGACGGAAAGCCCGGCCAGCCCGCCGCGCUGCGCAAGAGCCCUAGCCACAUGCUCCGGAGCCUGCAGCUGUCGCGCCAAAGGAGCUACGGCGACCUUUCCGAAGCCCGCAAGAGGCUUGGUGACGGCCAGAAAAGCGGCCCAGCCACUGGGAAUGCGUUGCUUGCUGCGCCUGUUCACUGA